AUGGGUAAAAAAAUCAAAGUAGGAAAAUCUAGAAAGGACCAUUAUUAUGAGUUAGCGAAACAACAAGGGUUUCGAGCUCGUUCUGCGUUUAAGUUAGUUCAGAUAGCCAAUAAGCUUGAUAUAUUUAAAAAUGUUACCUACGUGUUAGAUUUAUGUGCAGCUCCUGGAGGUUGGAUGCAAGUUGCUCGGACUCAAAUUCCACCCAUUGGACAUGUUUUUGGAGUUGAUUUAUGUAAUAUCAAACCUAUUCCAGGUUGUACUUCUAUAAUUUGUGAUAUUACUAUUGAACGAUGCGCGAAACUUUUAGAUGAAGCUUUGACACAACAAGGUGUACUUGAUAAGUUAGUUGACUUAGUUUUGCAUGACGGAGCUCCGAAUGUAGGUUCUAGUUGGGAUAAGGAUGCUUAUAUUCAAAACGAGUUAGUUGUCCACUCUAUGAAAUUAGCGAGUAAAUAUUUAAAGAAACAUGGUAACUUUGUUACAAAAGUAUUUAGAUCUGCUCACUAUGCCAAAUUGAUUUCUCUAUUCGAAUCACUUUUUGAACGUGUUCAAGUUUUCAAACCAGCUUCAUCAAGAACUGAAUCUGCUGAAAUUUUUUUUAUUUGUAUCAAUUUUUAUGGUACGCCAAAAAAUUCAGAUCAAUUUUUUGAUUGCAAUAGAGUUUUUCUUGAUAAUGAAACUACUCAUUUAGAUAAAUUCAACAAGGGUUUGAUUCCUCAGCAAUUGGUAGAUUCGUUAAAGGCUGGAGGUUUACGUUCUGCGUUAAAAGCUACAAAUAAAGUUAAAGCCACUGGAUAUGAACAAGGUGAUGAUUACCGCAAAUGUACUGUAACCCAACUUUUCCAUAGUACUCACCCAUCAGAAUUGUUAGUACAUAGCAAUGCUAUAACUUUUGAUUUAAAUGACGAGUUUGAAAAAGCUAUAUGGUACGAUGCGUCGACAACAGAUGAAAUCAAAGAAUUUUUAAAAGAUUUAAAAUUAUUAUCAAAAGCUGAGCUUCAACAAAUAAUGAAAUGGAGGAAAAAAUUGUUAUUAAAUAUUAUUGAUCAGCAAAAAACUAAAGUAGAAAAUGCAGAAACUCAAGCGAAAAGCACUUUAAUUGAUCCUGAACAAAUAAAAGAAAAGAUCGAGCGAGAUUUAAAAAAAGCUGUUGCUCAAGAUGCUAAAAAAUAUCUUAAAAGACUUAAGGAAAUGAAGAGAAAAUAUAAAAGAUUACAACAGCGCUAUAAUGAAGCAAGUAAAGUUUUUGACGGCAAAGUUGAAGAUCCUAUUUUAUUUUCUAACGGUGAAGAAUCUUUUAAAAUUUUAGCGAAUGAACCUGAAUACGUUGAUGUGAACGAAUCCUAUAAUUCUCACGGUAUAUCUAACGAAGGCGAAGUCAUUAAUUUCGAGCUUGAUAUGCAGAUAUCGUCAGAAGACGAAUCAGAUGGUUCUUCAGGCCAAAGCGGUAUGGAUGAUGUUGAUUAUAUAAAACGUCUUGAAAAAGAACUUAAUGAAUAUCAUAACAAGCUCAAGGAGUCAAAAGAUUAUAAAAAGAUUCUAAAAGAAUUAAAGAAUAAAAAAACGACUAGAAGAGCAGAAGUUUUUGCAAGCUGGGCUAAAGAAUUACAAGAUUUUACCACUCAGCUUGACGAGUUGAAUAAGGAAAAUAAAAUGCACGACGAGAGCGAUGAAGAUCUUUAUCAAUCAUCGGACGAAAUCAACUCUAAUAAGUUUGGUUACAACAUAGAUAACUCAACGAAUAUUGAUGUAGAUGGUUCUGAAUCUGCUGACGAAAUCUCCUCUUUACCAGAUUCAGCAUUGCCUCAAAUACCACUAAACGAAAAAAAAAUUAGGCAUUUGAAACGUGUGAAACAGUUAGAAAAAGAAAAUAAAAUUGCCGAGAAAAAAAGACUGAAAUCAAACAAAGCUCUCGAUAAUAAUCCAGAGGUUGACGAUGAUACUAAAAUCAAAACUGUCAAACCAACGAUCUUAUCAGCGGGAAGGCCGAUGCCGGCAGCUGAGAUAGCAGAAAUUCAAAGUAUUGGAUUAGCCUUGAACAGAUUGCCUAGUAGAAUCGACACUAUAGAGUCCACUUAUAGCAGAUGGAAUUUUGAAGAUAAUGACGAUUUACCAGAUUGGUUUAAAGAAGAAGAUCAAGCAGCAAGAUGUCCAGACAUACCGCUCAAUGCUAAUCUUGCUAAGCAAUUGCAAGUUAAAAUAACCGAAAUUAACCAACGACCAAUAAGAAAAGUGUUGGAAGCUAAAGCUCGGCGACAGAACCAUUUAAAAUUUCGAUUGAACAAAAUAAAAUCGGAAAUAGCCAAAGUGUCGAAUAGUUCAGAUUAUUCGGAAGGUUCAAAGAAUAUUGCAAUUGCGAAACUUCGAAAAAAAUCCGCACACAUUGUUAAGCCUAAAAUCACAAAUGAAGAUAACCAAGAGUUGUUAGAUUUAUAUCUUUCAUGGGUCACCGUUUUAUCACUACUCGAGUAUGAACAAAGUGAGCUUGUAAAUAUCUACUAUUCGUUGUUAAGUGAGUUAUUAAAUGAAGAUAAAACUGAUUUUAAGACAAUAUUAGAAGUUCUUGUAUUACUACUCAAAGAAACUAAAUUCAAAGACUAUUUAAAUUAUUUUUGUGAAUUACUAGAUUGUUUAAACUCAGAUGUAAUCGAAUAUUUUAUAGAUGACGAGUCCAACCUUGAAGCUGAGGUUGCAGCUUUUGUGCCAGUAAAUUGUGCAGUAUUAUUAUUGAAAGUAGUACAAAAACUAGUUUAUUUGAAAAAUGAUGUAUUUCUGCCUUUAAUUCAUAUUUCAGAGGAUUAUAAUUAUGUAAUCGAAUAUAAACCGGCUCCUACUAAUCUUGACUUAAAAUUAAAUCAAAAUCAACAUUCAAAUCUCACUCCGUGGGCUACUUUAUGCGGUGAUUACUCGUGCUACGAAAUCAAUUUGUUUUUAUAUAAUUCAAACAUCACAUUAAAACAAGAAGCUCAACGAAUCAUAGGUACAAUUAUUGAUCCAUACAAUUUUUCAACAAUAGACGAGCAAGUAGAGAUUGCUUUGCAGCAAGGAAUCAAUAAAUUCACAGCUAAAUAUAAUAAUGAACGAAAUUUACUUGAAGACUACAUAUCCAAAGUCAAAAAUAAAUCAGAGCCAUAUAUUAAUAAGCAAAAAGAAAAUUUUAAGGACAACACUAUUAUUAGAAUGCCACUUUCUAAGCUAAAAGAGCUUAUUAAAAAUUUUAAAAAUACGAACAAUAUGAUAUCACCAGCGAAAUUUCAAAAGUCUGUAACAACUUCAUUGGUUCCGCAUAAUGCUGCCGAAAGUACUUUAUGGAAUUCGUGGCGCAAUUUUUUAUCAAUUUUAUUUCAUUGUGGAAACAAUAUGGAGAUAAAAGUUCCUACCGAAAUAACAAAUAACGAGGAUCAAAAUUUAGAUCAAAGAAAAGUACAUUAUCAUUGUACAGAAUAUAAAAAUGAUAAACAAUCAAGUUCCGAAGUUCCUAUUAAUUUGUCACAUAAAAACAUUAAAAACUUAAAUGUAGAUGUAAUACUCAAUACAAAAGCUUGUUGUAGAGAGCAAGACUGCAUCAAAUGUAAAGAAAUUCAUUUACCUAUUUUCCUUACUGUUACUGUGACGUUAAAUUAUUGA
Molecule: messenger RNA, 3627 nt
Organism: Dermatophagoides pteronyssinus (European house dust mite)
Lineage: Eukaryota; Metazoa; Arthropoda; Arachnida; Sarcoptiformes; Pyroglyphidae
Product: adoMet-dependent rRNA methyltransferase spb1-like
Source: RefSeq, a predicted model, not a curated record